This is a messenger RNA of Penicillium bovifimosum, 1428 nucleotides long. Its product is annotated as mRNA-binding protein NAB2. The record is from RefSeq and is a predicted model, not a curated record. Gene Ontology annotation, molecular function: poly(A) binding. Bases 1 to 1428 code for a protein of 475 amino acids. The transcript has 2 exons. Gene Ontology annotation, biological process: regulation of mRNA stability. Gene Ontology annotation, cellular component: cytoplasm; nucleus. NCBI's taxonomy places the organism in Eukaryota, Fungi, Ascomycota, Eurotiomycetes, Eurotiales, Aspergillaceae.
AUGCUUCCUCAAAUCAUUCCGAACACGGCUCUUGCGCAGGGUGUCGCAAAUGUAAUCCAGCCAAAGUUGGUGGAGAUGGGUUGGAGCGAUGGCCAAGAAUCUCCACUCAUCGACUACAUCGUUCUCAUGCUGGUCAAUGGCAAGACCCAAGAACAAAUUGCCACCGAACUCUCCAACGACUUCCUUGGCCUGGAGGAAGGCGAUACUGCAGCCCUUGAGUUUUCACGAUGGCUUUUCUCUCAAGUCGAAAUUCUAGAUCAACAAAUCAAUGGAGUUGCUCCAGCCUCAACUGGUACCACCACUGGUCAGUUGAAUCCGACAGCGAUGGAUUUCGACACCUCGACCCCGUCAUCUGCCCCUUCUUCUGGAGAAGCCAACAACCCGGAUGCCGAGAUGGGUGACGCCAGUAAUGACUCAAUCCCCACCGGACCGAAAGCGAUGCGCAAUGCCAGAGGCGGAAAGGGAAGAAUGUUAAAUCAAAUAAAUAGGAACUUGGAUCGUGGUUCGGACGCAGCUUUGCAUCGUGUGCGAGGGCAAGGAAACGGGCGCAUUGGUCAGAACGGCCGGAAUCAAAUGAGAGGCGGCCAGCAAAACGGUCGUGGAGGUCGUGGUAUGGGAAUGCAAGCGCAAGGCAACCCCAUGAUGCAGAUGAGUCCCGAAAACCAGAUGCAACUCAUGUCAAUGCUGGAAGAACAGGCUCGUAUGAUGUCUCAAAUCAUGCCUGGCUUCAUGCCGCCUGCCGUGAAUCCUGCUUUCCAGAAUGGACAGAAUCGGUCGCUUUUCAAUCGAGUUGAACGAGGAGGUCAACGCGGUGGAAAGCGCAAUCAAAACAAGACAAGGGCCGGAGACGGAGGAGAUGUUGAUAUGGACAGCACCAUGGGUGGUGCUCAAGACGAGAGCAACCCAGACAGCGUGUGCCGAUUCAACCAACGAUGCACACGCCAGGAUUGCCCCUUCGCCCACCAGUCACCAGCUGCCCCCGAAGGCAUUUCAAUUGAUCCCACCGAUACUUGCUCAUAUGGUGCAGCUUGCAAGAACAAGAAAUGCACUGGCCGACACCCUUCACCAGCAGUGCGAUCUGCCCACCAGGCAGAGGCCAUGUGCCGAUUCUUCCCCAACUGCACCAAUCCCAAUUGUCACUUCAAACACCCGAGCAUGCCUGUCUGCCGCAAUGGAGCAGAUUGCACUGUCGAAGGGUGCAAAUUCACACACAUGGAAAUCGCGUGCAAAUUCAACCCUUGUAUGAACCCUAAGUGUCCUUACAAGCAUGCUGAGGGUCAGCGUGGUUCUAUUCCCGACAAGGUGUGGACACCACGCACUGGUGAGCAUGUGAGCGAACGCAAAUUCGUUGCGGAUGGGGACGGACCCCAGGAAUUCAUCAAGCCGGGCGCUGAGGAGAACGCCCAAAGCAAUGAGUUGCUCGCGUGA